Molecule: messenger RNA, 273 nt
Organism: Protopolystoma xenopodis
Lineage: Eukaryota; Metazoa; Platyhelminthes; Monogenea; Polystomatidea; Polystomatidae
Source: the annotation of a GenBank genome assembly
AUGCAAUUGAACCGGAUUCCCAUCAUUUUCGCUAUCUUCUGUGCUAUCGCCGUCAUGGCGCUAGGCGACACAACCAAGGCUCCUCUGGCAUCCACGGUGAAGGCAGAUCAGGCGAAGACGAACAAACCGGGGACUAUUACUACGACGACCGCAAAAAUGGCCAUAAAGGGCGCUCGAGGUGGCCAGAAAUACCCUAAACAAAACCCUAAACAAUAUCCAAAACCUUAUCCUAAACCUUAUCCUAAACCUUAUCCUCAACCUUAUGCUCAAUAG